AUGACUGCCUCGUACCUUCUACCUGGUCCGGCCGAUGUGGUUGCUCAACCAACCAUCGCCAUUCCUCGCCCAUUGGCGCCAUCGCCAAGAAUUAUCACGAAUGUUCCAGUAAUGCAGCAAAAGUCUCCAAGCAGUACGAAACGACCAGCUAGUGUCGAUCGGAAAAGACCACUCAGUGCUGAUCCGAUUGAAGUUUUACUGGGAGAGAAUACGCAACCACAUCAACGUAAACGUGAAUGUCUGGAUCAUCUAACACAUGAACAGAAGAUGAACAGGCGAAAAAUGAAGAACAGGAUUGCAGCUCAAACAGCAAGAGACAGGAAAAAGCAAUGGGACAUUCUUGGUGGCCGAUAG
Molecule: messenger RNA, 354 nt
Organism: Cooperia oncophora
Lineage: Eukaryota; Metazoa; Nematoda; Chromadorea; Rhabditida; Trichostrongylidae
Source: the annotation of a GenBank genome assembly